Haliotis rubra (blacklip abalone) is the source of this 1979-nucleotide messenger RNA. Its product is annotated as RYamide receptor-like. Gene Ontology annotation, molecular function: neuropeptide Y receptor activity. Bases 703 to 1779 code for a protein of 358 amino acids. Lineage: Eukaryota; Metazoa; Mollusca; Gastropoda; Lepetellida; Haliotidae. The transcript has 2 exons. Gene Ontology annotation, cellular component: membrane. Gene Ontology annotation, biological process: G protein-coupled receptor signaling pathway. The record is from RefSeq and is a predicted model, not a curated record.
UUUCAAUCUGAAACGAAGUACGACCGAACUGUUGCCCUGUCAGUAGAUUUGAUUGUGGGAUGGAAGGCAGAAGGCGCUUACUCGAAGAGCCCCUCCUAUCAACGAAGCUCUAUCCUUAACGCGCAGGUUUAACGGUGAUGUAGCGUGGCAUUCUCGUCCCAGCUUGUAUUGACGGACAGGUGGGAUGCAGUGCAAGGCAGACAGGAGUUUACAGCGCUAAUUUUCAUAUAAAGUUGAUUCAACGUUCGGGAUGGUCUGGGCAUUAUGAAGAAGUGUUGACAUAAAGUACAGUCGACAAACUCUGGUCGUAUUUUAGCGUUGUGGAUUGGAAUGUUGUGUCGGUAAAUUGAAUUUAGAUCCAACAGAAGAAGCGACUCUGCACGGAGGGGUUUGUGACGUUGAGUGACAGGAUUGGUGGCAACGUCAUCGGCCGUUGUCGUGUAUAUAUCGUCUCUAAUCAACGCUUGUCACACAAGCAGAAGGAAUUAGCUUCGUCACGCGCAACCGGCGCUGCGACAAAUCGCAGAUAAGAGCGCGACUCUUUGGGAGUUCAGUCUGCGCGUGUCUGGCCUGGAGGCACUUACAGGCUUGUCAUGUGGAGGCUCUUAAAGAGUGAAGAUGAGCUAAAGCGAAGACUUUGAUACUUGGAGAUUAGAGUCUGUUUACAAGACGUAACGUCGACAUCGACGUCGGAACGUCAAAAUGGAGGUGAGCACUAGCGGUUUCGCCAACGACACUCAUCUACCGGAGUCGCUGAGUCCGGGGGUUCAAGUAUUUUUGGUGUUGUUAUAUUCAGCCGUGUCAAUUGUUUCCGUCAUCGGUAACGGCAUGGUGUGCUACAUCGUCGUUACGACACGUCGUAUGCGAACUGUGACUAACUUUUUCAUCGCAAGUCUCGCUGUAAGUGACAUCCUCAUGGCAACCCUAUGUGUCCCGUUCACAUUUGUUGCUAACAUCCUUCUCGACUAUUGGCCGUUUGGAAUAGCCUUGUGUCCCCUUGUUACAUACCUCCAAGUGGUUGUGGUGUUCCUCAAUGCGUAUAUCCUUCUAGCCAUUAGCUUAGAACGUUACAUCGCCAUCAUGUUUCCCUUCAAACCCAGACUGCCUAAAAGAAAGUCGUUGUGGGUGAUUGCCGUUUGCUGGGCAUUAUCGUUGCUGACGCCGCUUCCUACUGCUAUAACGUCAAUGACGGUGAAGGACGAUAUCGACAACGUGACAUUGUGCCUGGAAGUUUGGCCAGUGCCCAAUCAAAAGUUUGCCUACAGUGUGGUCAUCAUGGUGCUCCAGUAUUUUGUCCCCCUCGGCGUGCUGAUCUUCACCUAUGGUCGCAUUGUCCACGUCGUAUGGCUAAAAGACGUACCCCCGGGAGAAUGCGAGGACACUACGGAUCCCAAGAAGAAGGUAAUCAAGAUGAUGAUAACGGUUGUGAGUAUCUACGCCAUUUGCUGGCUGCCGCUCCACGUCAUCACUUUAUGUGGCGACGUAGACCACACUAUCUACAACGCCGAAUACAUGAGAGUGAUGUGGGUUGGAGCUCACUGGCUGUCCAUGAGUAGCUGCGCCUAUAACCCGUUUGUUUAUUGGUGGAUGAACAAGAAAUUCAAUGAAAACUUCCGCCUUGUGCUUUUGAAACUCCACUGUAUAUGUGUCCGUCCUCCAAAGUUACAGUCAGGAAGUGACUUCGUGACCUUUCGGAACAGUCGCAGUUUCAGCGUUCCGGUUUCCGAGACGUUGUUGUCCACCAUCAACUCCAUCGACGACCGCCGUGAUCUCGGCUGACUGUGUUGUGCUUAUUUAUGUCUUGCGUCCGUUUGUGUGAGAUACCCAGAAGUCCUACAGGCCUGAAAACAUAUUCAAAUUCUGCGCGUGUCGUGUUCACAACAGGAGGCUAAACCACUCAGACACAUGCGUCUAACUGACAAUUUCAAAUAUACUACUCACACUUUGCUAAGGAUCACAAAAUUCACAACUUUACUUAA